AUGUCUACCCAACAGCAGCCUCGGCCAUGGUUCCGUUUGGCUAACAUAAUGCGCCCAGCACCUCCACCUGCACCUGCACCACCACCGCCUCUUGCACGUCCCCCUGCUCCAACACCUUCACUGCAAGCCCCACCUCCUAUUUCACCCUUCAGGCCCCCUGUAGCUCUGCCUCGGCCUCUGCCACCUGCUCCACCGAAUUUGCCUGUUGCUUCACCCCCUUCUGUAACCCCUACAACCCCAAGCUCCCCUCAGAUCUCCAGUACUAGAGCACCUCCACCAUCGCCACGACCACAACCAACACCUCCGGCUCCAAGCCCCUCCCCCACGCCUCCAAAAUCCCCUACCCCCUCCAUAACUAGGUCGCCUGAUGCACCCCCUCCUAAACCUGGAUCUUCGUCGCCAUUAGCAUCUCCAAUAAUCAAAACUGCAUCAGCGGAAACGUCUUCGGCUGCACGUCCAGUUGUAUCCUCUCCAUCUUUAUCAGCAUCCCCAAAAACUAAACCCCCAUCACCGCCCUCUUCAACAAUAGCAUUGCCAGCCUCUCCUGCUCCAAAAACAUUGCUCUAUUCAGGCCCUCCCACUGCAGCACCAGUCCCUCCACCACCUUCUCCAGUUGCAGCCACCGCCGCAAGACCUCGUGCUGCACCCAGCCCGAGGGUGAAAAGCAGUACACCUCCUCCUAAUCACGCUCAAUCCACCAUUGUGAAACCUUCAUCUCAUCCUCCAUCUCCACUAACACUGCCUCCGCCUCAACUCAGGGCUGACGCAACCAGUCAUGAUUAUGAUCUGGAACCAAUACCCCCAGAAGCUGUGCAGAAAACAGUGCUAACGCAAGAUGAUACCAAUCAUGAAAAGGCGCCAAAGAUUGAUCCCACAAAGUCGUCGUCCUCCCCCUCCUCCGGGGGGAAAGAGAGACAAGUUAAGAAAGACAAAGGAGCAAUGACGACUUACAAGGACAAAAAGAAUCAUAAUAAUAAAUCAGCUGUUUCUUCACCAGAGCUUGGCAUGAGAGUCGUAACACUUGCAGGUGACAACAAAGGAGCUGUUAUGGAAUUGAGCCCAGGAGCUUCCCGCAAGAAGUACGAUUCUGGGCAACAUUUUUGGGGUAAAAAUGGCCAGAAAUUGGGAAGCCAUGAGAAGGAGGAGGAGGACGGCAGGCAUUCUGAUGACGGUGGGAUAAAGAAUGGAAGAGGCGAAAUGGGAAGGAGCAAAUUAGUGGCAGCUCCACCGCCCCCAGUGGACGCCUUUGUGAACAGUAACGUCCAGGGAGUCAACAAUUCCAUUGUCUACAACUGCACCUACGGCAACCGUGAUCCUGGAGUCCAUCUCUCGGUGUCUAGGAAGGGCAAUGGCCGCCACCACCAGCAGGACGCCGGCCAUUAUAAUGUUCAUCUUGACUAG
Coffea arabica (coffee) is the source of this 1401-nucleotide messenger RNA. Lineage: Eukaryota; Viridiplantae; Streptophyta; Magnoliopsida; Gentianales; Rubiaceae. The record is from RefSeq and is a predicted model, not a curated record.